Molecule: messenger RNA, 3214 nt
Organism: Melanotaenia boesemani (Boeseman's rainbowfish)
Lineage: Eukaryota; Metazoa; Chordata; Actinopteri; Atheriniformes; Melanotaeniidae
Gene: trabd2a
Product: TraB domain containing 2A
Exons: 7
Coding region: 565-2112 (515 amino acids)
Biological process (GO): negative regulation of Wnt signaling pathway
Cellular component (GO): membrane
Molecular function (GO): metalloendopeptidase activity
Source: RefSeq, a predicted model, not a curated record
CGGCGCAGACUUGGCAGACACGCGAGCAGAGUGGAGAUUUUCUCUGAAAAACAAGACUCCUCGGUUUAGUUUAUUCACUCACACCUGACUGAGAAUCAUUGUCUAACCAUGGGAACACAGAUUAAACUUUAUGAUGUUUAUCCUGUUUUUAGUCUUUAAGCGCAGACGCGGCGUGGACCUGUUGGAUCAAUUUGGUAACUUUUUUUUUUAUUCCCCACUCGCGCAGUUUUCGUAACUCCUCGUGGAAGUAGGCGUUCUAGAGAAGGAAGAGUGGAAAAUGAGUCUGACCAGCUGUGGGAAGAUGGUUUGACCCUGUGCAAAACCCCGGUGACCACCUCUCCCUCUCAAACACACGUGAAACAGCAGCUCUGCGUACACAUCGCUCCAAGUCAACAUGAGCCUGUCCGGCGGUUUGUCGGAUGCUUGUCAGCUCGUUUUACUCGACCGCAUGGAGCCGGAGCUGUGGAAAUAGGGUUUGCUAUCCAUGCUUUCUGGGGAAUAGUUGUUGCAAACACGUUGGGGCGAAGCAAACAGCCUGUCGUGCAGAGUUUGGAGAGAGCAACGAUGCGUGGCACUUUAGGCGCAUUCAUCCAGUCUUGUCUCAUACUCCUGGUCCGGGCAGACCAGUGGAGGCUGAAGGACUCCGCCAACUGCGACCUCAACAGGAAACAAACGGACCUAAACUCCUUUCUGUGGACCAUCAAACGUGAUCCCCCCUCAUAUUUCUAUGGUACAAUCCAUGUUCCUUACACACGUGUUUGGGAUUUCAUCCCUGAAAAUUCCAAGCAGGCCUUCCAGGAGAGCAACAUUGUGUACUUUGAGCUGGACUUGACAGACCCUUACACCAUUUCAGCCCUGACCAGCUGCCAGCUGCUUCCACAAGGUGAGAACCUGCAGGACGUCCUACCCAGAGACAUCUACAGGAGACUUAAAAGACACCUUGAAUAUGUAAAACUCAUGAUGCCCUCAUGGAUGACUCCUGAUCAGAGAGGGAAGGGACUUUAUGCAGACUACCUCUUCAAUGCCAUUGCUGGGAACUGGGAAAGGAAGCGACCUGUUUGGGUAAUGUUGAUGGUCAACUCGUUAACUGAGGCAGACAUCAAGACGCGAGGGGUACCCGUGCUAGACUUGUACCUGGCACAGGAGGCGGAGAGGAUGAGGAAGAGAACAGGAGCAGUCGAGAAGGUAGAGGAACAAUGCCACCCACUAAACGGGCUCAACUUCUCUCAGGUGAUCUUUGCCCUGAACCAGACAUUAUUACAACAGGAGUCUUUGAGGGCAGGAAGCCUGCAGGUCCCAUACACCACCGAAGACCUAAUCAGGCACUACAACUGUGGAGAUCUAAACUCCAUCAUCUUCAAUCAUGACACUUCACAGGUCCCUAACUUCAAUAAUGUGACGUUGCCACCCAGUGAGCAGGUGACUGCCCAGGAAAUAGACAGCUACUUCAGACAGGAGCUCAUUUACAAAAGAAAUGAGAGGAUGGGCAAGAGGGUCAAGGCCCUGCUUGAGGAACACCCUGACAAGAGCUUCUUCUUUGCCUUUGGUGCAGGCCACUUUCUUGGUAACAACACAGUCAUCGAUGUUCUUCGUCGCCAUGGAUACGAGGUGGAACACACCCCUGCUGGGCAGCCCAUAAGAAGGAGAUCAUCAUCCAGACCUAUUUCACCCCUUUUGGAGGGCCACCACGAUGAGUCCCCUAUGCUGGAGCCUUUCCUUCAUGAGCUCCCCCACAAGGAGGAGGAUCAUGGGCUGGAGGAUGAUCUGUUACCCCACAUGCUUCUGCCAGCAGAUAGCCUGGAGCUGCUGGAGAAAGCAGAGAGGAAAAUGCAGAAGAAAAAAAGGCGAAACAAACAGAAGAAACAGCGAAACCGACAUUUUAAUGACCUCUGGGUUCGCAUUGAGGAGAGUUCAAUGGUGCAAUCCCCUCCCCCCCCCUUGGUUCGCAUCAUUAAUGGCUACAUCACAGUGCAGCCGCUUCACAGAGUCCACGGCCACCACGACCACCAUUACCCACCAUCUGCAUCAGCCACUUCUUCAUCCUCAUUAUUUUUACUUCUCAGUUGCACAUUGCUAACGGUGAUCCUGCAGAUAUGGACUGUGAUCCUCUAGCAUGACAUUGGUUAAGACUGUAAAAAACAGUCAGUCUACUUAAGUUUAAAAUAAAAUAUUUGAUGGUUUUUAAUAAAUAUAAUAAAUAUGGGGUCUGCUUAAGACUAAGAUGAGGCUGCAAGAAACAUUUUUUCAUGCACAGAGCAGAACUGAGCACACUGAGCAUAGCAGGAAAGAAAGGUGACAACAAAAAAGAUGUCAAAACAUGACAUGACAAACAUGUCAGCUCCCUGAAGGAUUACAGGGUCCAAGUAUUCACCAUUCAGUGCCUGCAACAAUUGGAGAUGGAGUAACUUUUCAGUAUAAAAAGAACAAGAGUAUCAUUUACAACAUUGCUGAAUAUCAAAUACCUUUACUAAGCACAACUGGAACCACGUGUCUACUAUGUAUGUGAGUUAGAGGUGUGUAUGUGUACGUGUUGUAUGUGAAUGAACACAAUCUACCAGCUCUUACACUCCCUUUGCCUUCCAACAGAAGCGUUCUUCAGACCUUAAUUUAUUCUUCCAUUUUAGAGGAAUGUACUUAAUGUUGCAUAAAAUCCUUCUGUGGGGGAAAUUGUACAUAAUGUUUCUAAAUAUUAUAGAUUUGUAUUUUAGAGUUAUAAAAAAAGCGCUAAUUAUCAAAAGCAUUGUUGUUCAUAUAAAUAUAUAGAUAUGCAGUAUAUUUUUUAAAAUGAGAUCAGGAACUAACCACCAUAGUCCACAUCAUGUGUGUCACUGAAAUGAAAGUUUUAAAAGGGACAGAUGAUUGUUAUGUACUUUGUGUAUCAGUGUUCUAAUCUGCUUUAAUAUUUGUAAAAAAAAAAAAAAAAACCUUUUGUUUUUCACAUACAGGUAAUUUGUUUUAUUUAUUUAACUACUACAGUUUUGUUGUAAAUCAUAUGAGACAUUUCUUAUGACGUUUUAUAAAUAUUUUUUUUCACCUUUAUGUCCAAAUGUGUUUUUCUCACAGGUUUUAGUAAUAAUAAUGAUACUGCAGUUUAAAUUAAUAAGAUGUCUACACACGCAGACCACAUGCAUCAUAGUGCUUUAUGCCUUUCACAUUUCAUUUAUGGCAUGAGAUGAUUGUAUUAGUAUUGAUAAACAAUAAAAUAUUAAAUAGA